UGUUGAUCACCAUACAUACUGGUCUUCCAUAUCAUAUAUACGUUUAUCCAGAAAAUUCUUUAGCUCGAAUGCUCCGAAUCAAUCAUUUUCUCUGUACGGAAUAACAUGUCGUUCCAUGAAUAAGAGUUUCUACGCGACUGAUCAAUCAAGAAAAGUGCUAAAAUAUUUCGUUCGAAAGUAGUGCAGUUUACGGUGGAUACUAAUUUUCCCCUGUGAUUUUAUGAGUCGCUUGAAGUUCGAUGUUACGAUGAGACUUAACCAAAGUGUUAUAAAAAUAUGAAUUCAAAGUUGUUUUUUUUACAAGUGACUGACUCGCUACGUGCUCUUAGGAACUCAGAAUGAGAUUAAACGACAUCGAGCUGCGAGCAUUUAAUGAUCAAUCAUCGUUUUUGACAAUAACAUUAUUUUCAAUUAAUCGCGUUUCCGGAAUUUCAAAUCCCAACGGUGAAAUAACCAAGUUACGGUGAUUUCAACGCGAAAAGGCGCUACUGUCGACCCAGAUAAAGUGCGGGAGAGUCGAAAAGAUAAAUAUUGAAUGGAAAAAACUGUACUUGUUCAUUAGAAUUCUUUUCUUUGAAUCUAACGAAAUGUUGAAAAUAACAAGUGCUUCAAAGAGCGCAGGAAAAGCCGGAGUUGUGAGUCAACCAUUGCACGAGGGAAAGUUCCUGGAGCUUCCUAGGAGCACAGGGAAAACAGUCCUAAAACCUCAGCUCAUGAAAGAUAUUUUGGGACCAGUGGAAUGGGAAAAAGCAAGAAGAUCUCUUUAUGGUGCUGAAGCUGGAGUAAAUAACCAUGUAUUGGGCUCAUCGAAGAGCGAAGGCAGGACGAACAAUCGAGGAUUGGGUCGGACACUACAACCUGAGAACAUGAAACACUUGAUGGAAUCAAUGGAGAAAAUGCAAGCUGCUAGGCAAUCAUCUCGUGUGUCAAAAAUGGAAGUGCGCAACCAAAAAGUGCGCCGUAAACUCUACAGUCAUUUGGCACCUUCGCCAAAGCCAGUUGCAAAGAAUAAUCCAAUAACGAGAAAAAGUGAGAUGAAACCACGGAAAUCUUUUGCCGUCGAUGUAAUAACCAUGUCAACGAGUGUUGCUCCUCCAAGGAGAAGUAAUCUUGUACCACCGAAUUCAAUUCGCGACAAGUACAUCCGGCAACAAGAUAUAAUUAAGGAAGAAUUGACUGUAUCGAUCAAAUGUCAAUCUAUGAAUUCUACGAUAACCCAAAGCGACAAAAUGAUUUAUUCAAAUGGUAAGAAAAACGAAGAAAAAAACACUGAUACCGAAGAAAUCACAGAUGUGCCAGUGGAAGAUGUGGAAAAGGACAAUAUCGACGAAUCUGAUGAAUUAGCAAAUUCUUUGACCCACAAAAAUAUUCCAAAUGAUAUCCAAACCUGUGAUAAAACGACAAAAAACGAAAUAGUACGGCCUUCUGUUAUAAUGGGAAUAUCUGCUAAGAAAUUGCAGAAAGAACAAUCGUCGAAAUCAGAGGACAACGAAAAAACAAAAAAUACUAAACCAAACGGAUCUCUAAAUGAACCGAGCAGAAAAACGUUAUCACGUGAAACAAAAAUGGGUGAAACUGAAAGAUUGCCGAACAAUAAUUCUCAAGAUAUUUCUCAUUGUGAUAUCAGCGAAUCGUUUUAUCGCUACUUACCACAAAAUUCGUUCCUCACAUCUACGGUACCAUCGGGGAAUUCUGUUGUUUCUGUAGAUAGGGAAACGCUGCAAUGGAUUCAUGGAAAUUUGAAGCUUCAAGUUCAAAUGGCCGAGGAUCAAUUGUUCUCGAUGAAACGAAUACUGAAAACUUUUGAGGAUUUAAUAAAAGAUCAAGAAAAAGUUGCAACUGAAGGAAUUGAAUCGCUCAUUGUAUCUAAAGAUAUUCCUAUCAUGAAAACAGAUGAGGUUGAAAAUAUGGAAGCAGACAAAGAAAACAUAACGAUUGAAAAAGCUCAAAAAUCUUCCUGCGAAAUUGUAACACUCGAAGAAUUAACAAGAAUUGCACCAAAAGCAGUUUCGUCGAGUCCCCUGAAUGAAUGUUUGUCCCUAGAAGUGGACGAUCAAGACAAAGAGAACAAAAAAAGUGGAGAAAAACCACGGAGACGUUCCGCGAGAUUGGCCAGAAAAAAUUUGCAGUCAUCAAGUUCAUUGGACGACAGUUUUUCUUCGAUUGAAAAAGAGUUGAACAUUGUUCACAAUAAAACAAAGGGAGCAACGCCAGUGAAAACGGUAUCUAAAAGCAAGGUUGAUCCACGUUGUCGUCGAUCGGUGCGCGAGUACAUGGCCCUCAAAUCUGCAACGAACUUUUUGGCAACCCCUGAUGUAAAAGGAGUCAAAGCUGCUAUAAAAGAAAAAUGCACGCCUUCGAAAGUUCGAAGCGCCCAAAGAGAUUUGUCGCGAAAAGUUCUGCACGAGCUGGAAGAUCUCUAUGCCGAAACUCCUUAAAUUUUAUGUUUGACGAAGUGCUCUAUUGUGAGCCUUAGAUUGAGGGCAGAUUGACUGAAUUUCUUUAAUGCUGUCAUUGGUUCUGGUGACUAUUAUAAUUUUCAAUUAGAGGAAUUCGAAUGUAUUGUAUCCAUCGUUUGAUCGACAAUUUUUCUAAUCAAAUAUGUAAUAUAUAUAUGGAAUUCUAGAAAGAUAAUGAUUUACGUAUGUGCUUGCACAAUAAAAUAUCGGUCCAUAACCUUCGGGAAAAAUGAAA
Molecule: messenger RNA, 2694 nt
Organism: Venturia canescens
Lineage: Eukaryota; Metazoa; Arthropoda; Insecta; Hymenoptera; Ichneumonidae
Exons: 5
Coding region: 588-2438 (616 amino acids)
Source: RefSeq, a predicted model, not a curated record